Molecule: messenger RNA, 6726 nt
Organism: Schistosoma bovis
Lineage: Eukaryota; Metazoa; Platyhelminthes; Trematoda; Strigeidida; Schistosomatidae
Source: the annotation of a GenBank genome assembly
AUAUUGGGGCCACAUCAAGGUUGCAAUCAAGGUAAUCUUGAACCCCGCUAAAAGCACUGACAAGGGUUAAUCUAGACCUUCAUGACUUUGAAAUGAAAGAAAUGAAAAGUGAAUUAACAAAACAUAAUGGUGCGAAUUUCGUCUCGUCUCUUCAAAAAGCCAAUUCUGAACAAAAUUCAAAACAAUAUCGAUGGUCAGAACAAUGCUAUGAAAUAGUUAUAUCUGCGAAAAUCGAUAAUAAUAAUAAUAGUGGUGAUAUACCAGUUAUUCCAAUUGAUGGAGGUUCAGAUGCUGGUAUGUUUUGUGUAGUCGGCGCUCAAUUCGAUCCAUCUCGUAUUAUUUAUCAUCGCUCUACUACCAUUUCUAAUAAUAAUGAUAAUACUAAUAACAAUAAUUCGAAAUCAAUGGAACCGGGUGAUAUAAUCUUAGCUGUUGAUGGUUAUGAACUCUCAGGUUAUACGAAACAUGAUGCUAUUACAUUAUGUAAUGCUUGUCUAAAAUCUCAUUCACAUGUUCGACUGCAUCUUAGUCCACCUCAUGCAUUAGUCACAAGUAGUACAAUGUUGUCAAGCUUUUUGGCCAUUUCAUUUGCAAUGGACUCAUCAGAGUAUGCCCUUCAAGAAAAAAUUCGAGAGAAUGUUUACCAACGUGUAGUACCUUGUACAACUAGAUUACCCAGAGCAGAAGAAGUAGAUGGAGUUCAUUAUCGUUUUAUGAAUGUACCUCAAUUUCUUGCACUUGAACGUAGUGGACAAUUAUUAGAAAGUGGAAUGUAUAAAGGUAAUCAUUAUGGUACACCUCGACCAGACCCUAAUUCUACCGCUUUAGAUCCUGUAUUUUUAGAACAAUUCCAAUUAUCCUCUACAGACAUUUCACAAAUCAGUGAUGAUGCAUGUAGGAUCCCACCGCCAUUGGCACCACUAAGCUCAUUUAAUACAUUUGCAAUGCAUGCUACCACUACUGCUUCGGGGACUAAUGGCAGUAACAUUACUACUACCAGUAGUAGUAGUAGCAGUAAUAAUAACUCUAGUAUUGGUGUAAAAUUAAAUGAUCCAUUACAACAAUUAGCAACAUGUUCUCCACCACCGCCUCCACCAAUUCGCAAUUCAUCAAUUACAAAAAAUGCUAAUAUUGUCUGUAAUACUAAUAAUAUUAAUAUUAAUCAUGGUAAAACAUCGACUAAUCUGCUAACUUUAUGCACAACUGAAAAUUAUCUGACAAAAACGAUCGAUAACAACAAUAACAAUACACAGUUAAAUGGAUUAAAUGAAUUGAAUGGUAAAUUGUACCUACCGCGUCCAAAAUUUUCGAAUGAUGAAGCUAGUCUAUGGUCACCCAGUGAAAUACAUCUAGUGGAUGAUCAUAAAACAACCGCGUUGUCCACAGCAUCAACAACAAUGUCAGUUGCUGCCAAUGCUAUUACUAUUACAACUACUACCAAUACUAAUACUACUAAUAUGAAUACCACUACUAUGUCUAACCAUGUCAAUACGUCGAUGACCAAUGGUUGUUCACUCAUUGAAAGUUUCUGUGAUCAAACAGCUUAUUCAGUGGAUAAAUUAGAUCAAAUUGGUGAACAUGUAUUACCAUAUGGUUGGGAAAUUGUACAAGAUAUAAAAUAUGGUACAUUUUACAUUGAUCAUAUUAAUAAACAUACACAAUAUGAACCGCCAACAGUUGAAGAUUUUCAAUUAGGUGAAAAAGUACGCAUGAAGUAUUUAUCACAAUUUGAUACAAUUCAUCAUAAAACUAAAACUAAUACUACUAUCAAUAAUAAUCAUAAUAUCAUCAAAAAUGUAAAUAAUGAUGUUAACGCCAAUAAUAAUCAUGAUGAUAGUCAGAAUGAAUUAGGCUCAUCAUCCAUUAAUGAUAAUGGACGUAUAACUCCUGUGACAUUUUGUUCUGAUUUAAAACAAUUACGAGGUCCACUGAUUAAUACAGUUUUAGUGAAAAGUCCACGUGGUUUUGGAUUUACAAUUAUCGGUGGUUCCGAUUGUAAUCGGUCGGCAUUUUUACAAGUGAAACAUCUUGUCCCAGGUGGUCCAGCUUCACUGAAUAGCCAAUUAGCUGUUGGUGAUGUUAUGGUUAGCGUGAAUGGGACAAAUGUUCUCGGUUAUACACAUUCUCAAUUGGUUUCAUUAUUCCAGUCAAUCCCAGUUGGAGCUAGUAUUAAUUUACUAGUGUCGCAAGGUUAUCGAUUACGGAGAGAAAUUGGUAGUGAUCCGCCAACACAUUUUAAUGGUUCAGUAUCCGGUAAUCAUCUUGGUGCGACAGGUUUUGUAUCCGGUGUGAUUGAUAUUUCUGCUCAGAAUAACUUAAACAAUCUGAAACUUGGUGAGGAUACGUUAGAUAAUCUACCAUUGACGGAGUUACAUCUAGUUAAUUCAUCAAGGAAUUCCGGUGUAAUCUCUUCACAUUCUUCGAUUUCACCAACACCACCGCCAUCAGCAUCAUCAUCGUCUAAUAAUGGUAAUUCAUCUCAAGAGCUACCUGCAGUACGUUCUAGUCCGUCUAAUUUAAAUGGUGGUAGCUGUGUUGGAAAGUUGCGUAAUUCACAAAGACCGGAAUUUUUAAAGGUGUCAAUUUUUAAACAAACCAAUGGUUUCGGCUUUACUUUAGCUGAUCAUAUCCAAGGUCAGCAUGUGAAAGCUAUCUCAGAUCCAGUAAGAUGUGGUCGCUUACGUGUUGGUGAUGUCAUUGUAGAAAUUAAUGAUCAACGUGUAAAAGAUAUGCCACAUGUGGAAGUAGUUCAAAUAUUGAAACAAUGUCCAGUUGGUAAAGAAGCAAGAUUACUUGUUCAACGUGGUGGUUUGUAUACCUCCCCGUUAUCAUUACUGGAUACUGAAUUGCUUGAAAUGAAUUCAUUAAAUUUCAAUGAACAGCGUUAUCGUGGGAACAUAGCUAAUCAUCAGUAUAUAAAUGACUUUCAUGCUAAAUCAACUGACCAACAAUCAAACACAUCAAUAAUCGGUGUUUUCCCCUCUUCUCCACCCACUGAUGGUACUGUUAAUAGUAAUGCCAUAAAUACCACUACAAUUAAUAAUAAUAAUUUGAGUAUUAUUUAUGCUACUCCUCAACCUCAACGAAAUCAUCUUUCUUCCAGAAUUGGUUACCAUCAUCGAACUUCCGGUAGUACAGGAGAAAAUAGUAUUUCUUCAAGUAGUUCGUCGCAUAUACGUGCACAAACCCCCGAUCCAUACGUGGAUAGGCGUUUAGGCUUAGAUAGUCCUAAUCAUCAAUAUCAUCAGCGUCACUAUCAACAUUCGUAUCAAAAUGAACCGUCCGAUUUAAUUAGUCGGUCAAAUUUCGACCAAACAGAUUAUAUUCAUCAUUCCAAUAAUAACAAUGGCAACAUUAAUAAUAACAUGGGUUUAUCUGUGAUUUCGGAUCGACGCCGACGAGUACAUCCCGUUGAUGAUAGCGUUGUUGGUUUAAAUAAGGAUAACUUUUCACCCGAAUCACCUAAUUCAUCAACAACUUAUGGUUCAUUACUUCGACCUGGACGUAUGCUUCCAUUGCGUCAUUCACAGUCAUCCGUAUCUAACAGACCAAACAGUAAUAUUGUCAGAUCAGCAACAGCGGUAACGACGUCAGCAAUGGCAUCCUCAACAGCGCCAUUGUGCAUGCUUCCUGGGGAGUUCCUUGUACAUUUAAAGCGUCAGUCAACUGGUUUUGGAUUUAACUUAGUCGGUGGAGCUGAAGAAAAUACUCAGGUAUCUAUCGGUGCUCUGCGUAUGGGUGGUUCAGCUCAACUUAGUGAAGUUGUACGUACUGGAGACAAGUUAAUAUCAAUCGAUGGUGUACGUGUUAUUGGAGCAACACAUGCAGAAGUUGUAGAAUUAUUAGAUAGAGCUGCACAUACUGUUGGUCAAGUUACAUUGGGUUUACAAAGAGGAAAGGUUGAAAUUGACAAUCUCAAUUCACACUCUUCAUCGGAACCAGUUGAUGUUGUCAUAUCACGAAGUGAAAAAUCUGAUGGAUUUGGUUUCUUUUUGACUAAUACCAAACCAAUUCAUAAUUCAUUAAAUGAACAUUCAAAUGUUAUUGCUGUGAAUCGUAAUAACAGCAAUAAUAAUAAUCUUCAGAAUACAGAAUAUAUUGCUCAAAUUGUUCCUGGCAGUCAAGCUGAACGUAUGGGUCUGUUGUCUGUUGGUGACCAGAUAUUAGCUGUAAAUGGUAUUCCAACAUGUGGACUACAUCAUGAUGAAGUAGUUCGUUUGAUUCGAGAAAGUGGUAAUCACAUAGCUUUGAAAAUUUUGCCAUAUUCAGGUUCAGCUUCACGUGGACGUAAACAUCCUUUGCCAAUGAGAGAUUCAGUUGAAUUUCCGGUUACAUUAUUUCGUGGAAGCAGAGGUUUCGGUUUCUCCAUUCGUGGUGGACAAGAAUUUAAUCGUAUGCCACUAGUUGUAUUACGUAUUGCAGAUGGUGGUGCUGCUCAAAUGGAUGGUCAUUUGAAGGUUGGUGAUGAAUUAGUUGAAAUCAAUGGUUAUUCAACUAUUGGUAUGUCACAUGGACAAGCUAUUGAAAUCAUACAACGUGGCGGAAAUACUAUGCGUUUAAUUGUCCGACGUCGUUCUCCACGUGUUAAACAAUCAUUAGAACAACAAAUGUCAAAUGGUUUAACUCGUGUUAUUGAUAGUCGUACAAAUGCAGGUAAAUUGAUUUUAUUAUAAUUUUGUAACCUAAUAAAAUUUAUUUAAUACUGUUUCGGCAAUUCAUAAAUUAUACAGUUUCUGUUGUGAAAUGUUUUUGGUUUAUUUUAUUCCCAUUUAUGGACUGUUGCGUAUGAGGUAUGUAGAAUUUCACAUUUAUAUCUAUCCAAGACGUCGAAUGAUUGAAGAUCCACAAGAGUGUGGUGUUUGCUACUUACAUUUACAAAUAUAAGUAGUAUAUAACAACAGUCAGAUAUGUAAUGCCUGCCAGCAGAAGAUUGAUAAGAUUCAAUUGAAGAGAACAUGAAGAGAAACAGAUAGAAAUUGUAAUAACAACAUAAUUGAAAGAAUCAUGAAGCAUACAGAGGACAACUGAAGGAGGAUAUGCAAAUACUGUUUUUAAUGUACGGUUUUCAUAUUUUAUUAAAGCACUCUAUAAGUUUGCAUUAAACAAUAAAUUGUUUCCCCCCACGUAAGCUCUCCUUCACUACUAUAGUUGUAUAGAGUUUGUUCAUCCUUUAUAUUUUAUUUUAAUUAUUAAUACCUUCAAACUAAGCAUAUUCAUUGAAUAUGCUUAGUUUGAAGUAUAUUUCUAAUGUAUAGUUUAUCGCUACUACUAAUUGUAUUAUUUAGAUUAGAUUAGUUCGAUAAAAACUUGGUCUAGUGAAUGUAAACGAUUCAAAAUUAAUGGUUUACAAUGAUCCGAAUGCUCUCACUCGUUGUUUUCCUUUAAAUCUCGAAUAUAUAUUAUUUACUUACUUAGCCUUGUUACCCCUCGUGCAGGAGCUUAGUCCGCUCAUCAUGGUUCUCCACCGACCUCUUCAGCUAAAAGCUGUUUUCUCUCCCACAUAUAUAUAUAUAUAUAUAUGCAUUCUGCCUUGUCCCAUCAUAUUUCCAAUGCUUAAUUCUUCUUAUCAUUGCUACUUCAAUUAUUCCAACUUCUUUGUCCGCGAUCUUGUGUUCUGGUGUAAUUUCUCAAAUUGGGUGUGAUGUAUGAGCGAGAAAGGUAAUAAAUUGUUGUUUGCCUUUUCACAUUGAUAGAUAAUCUGACAGGUAUUAGAUGUUAUAUAUUUUCCUACCCUUACUAUUAUUGUUAUUGUUGUCGGUUGUUGGCGUGGAAAUAUACUGACGUUCUAAUCAGUCUAGUCACGUGUUCUUGAUCCGAGUUGUGUUGAAGUCCUAUAGAAAAGACACGGAGAGAGUAUCUAUUGUUGAUGAUCAUCCGUGAGAUAACUGUGUACAGUUUUUUUACGCUAUACUAUAUAAUCAGGGUUCAUUUUACAAUUCAGUAUGUGUAUACUUACUUUAGAUUUGCAUCUAGUUAAAAUCUGUAUUUCAACUUCCUAGAUUUCAUAAAUGAAAUCAUUCGUCCACAAAUGUAAGUCGGCCAAACAAAAUGCAACCAUUUCAUGUACAAAAUAAUUCGGAUUAUAAAACUUAUCAUCUAUCAGUAAAGAAUAUAAUGCAAUCAGUGUUAUAGAUUUAAUGUGCUUGUUCACCAUGUUGUCAACGUCCAAGAUCUAUUAAUUCCGUUUGAAAACUAUGAAUAUCUACCUCAAUAUCACGAAAAUUAAACGAUCAUCAUGUUAGAUUUUUAAAUCGUCAUGACAAAUUACCCUUAAACUUUGAGAUCUGACAACUGACUUCGAUGAAGCUAUUUGUGUGCUUAAUUGGUGAAAAAAAUGAGUAUAUAUUCAAAUUCCCCCAGGCUGGCAUACUUCCCUAAAAUAAAUUGAAGUUAUCUCUAAUCUUCACAUUUUUGUUCAUAUGUCUGAAUUGUAGUUGCCUCAUUUCUCCUAUAGAAUAUACUAAUAUAACCAGUUUUUAUUAUUUCCCAAAUACCACCAUAUUUUUUUCUUUCCUAGAUUGACCAUAGAAUUUAAUCCAUUCUAUUUUUUAUCUAUGUCCCCUUGUUCUUUCAAUCUCUUCAUUCUCCUAUGUAAGCUAACUAAUGUUUUAAUUGUUAUAUUUCAUUGUAAAUAAUCUAAAACUGUCAAGGAAAAUAGGAUUUAUAUCAGAAGGGUUUUUGUGGAUAUUAUAGUAAUUUCAAUGGUUGAGAUCAUGAGUCAAUUGA